This is a messenger RNA of Microdochium trichocladiopsis, 1735 nucleotides long. RefSeq lists its product as uncharacterized. The record is from RefSeq and is a predicted model, not a curated record. Bases 158 to 1363 code for a protein of 401 amino acids. Gene Ontology annotation, molecular function: zinc ion binding; 5-methyltetrahydropteroyltriglutamate-homocysteine S-methyltransferase activity. The transcript has 2 exons. Lineage: Eukaryota; Fungi; Ascomycota; Sordariomycetes; Xylariales; Microdochiaceae.
UUCUCUUUCCGCUGUUUGUGAGCACGAAGCAGAUUGCAAGCCUCCUUUACCCUUCCUCGAGAAACUAGCUCCCGUCACUCGGAGUGUUCCCUGGCCACCAAACCUAGCCCUCCCCCAUAUCACCACGUUAUCAAGCUCGCUUGAACCAUAUUCCGCAAUGGCGCCAUUCCGGGCUGAGCACAUGGGCUCGCUCCUGCGGCCGGACAACCUGCUUGAGAUCCGGGCCAACAUCCGGGACAAGGGCGUGUCGGCCGAGGAGGCCGGCCUCCCCGCUGUCGAGAAGCAGGCCGUCGCCGAUGUCGUGGCCCUGCAGCGCGAGGCCGGCUUCAAGGCCGUCAACUCGGGCGAGUUCAACCGGACGCGCUUCUGGGGCCAGAUGUGGGACGAGUUUGAGGGCACGACGGCGCUGCAGGAGGCCGACGCGUCCAUGUUCCGCCUCUACCACCCGGACGUCGUCAGCCUCAUCGAGAAGGACCGCCACGUCAUGCCCGGCGAGUCGGUCAUCGCAAAGACCAAGCUGAGCCACGACCGGGCCAAGUCGGUGUCCAACCUGCACGAGCUCAAGCUCGUCCAGGCCGCGCUGCCCGAGAGCGAGUGGCCCAACAUCAAGCUCACCGUCAUCACCCCGGCCUGGUUCCACAUGCGCUACAAGCAGGGCCGCGCCUACACGCCCGAGGCGUACGCCAGCGACGCCGAGUACUUUGCCGACGUGGCCAAGAUGUACAACGCGGAGCUCAAGAUGCUGUACGACGCCGGCCUGCGCAACGUGCAGUUUGACGACCCGGGCAUGGCCUACUUCUGCAGCGACAAGUUCCGCGACGGCUGGGCCGCCGACCAGGACAACAUUGGCACCGUCGACGACCUGCUCGACGCCUACAUCAAGCUCUACAACGACUCUGUCCGCGGCCUGCCCGCCGACUUCCACACGGGCAUCCACCUGUGCCGCGGCAACUUUAUCGGUGGCCGCCACUUUGCCGAGGGCGGCUACGACGUGAUUGCCAAGAAGCUGUUCCAGGACCUCGAGCUCGACACCUUCUACCUCGAGUACGACACGGAGCGCGCGGGCGGCUUCGAGCCCCUCAAGUUCCUGCCCAAGGACAAGUUCGUCGUCGUCGGCGCCAUCAGCACCAAGCUGCGCGAGCUCGAGGACAAGGAGGCCACCAAGGAGCGCAUCCUCAAGGCCGCCGACUUUGUGGCCGAGGGCCGCGGCGAGUCCCGCGAGCAGGCGCUGAAGAGCGUGUGCAUCAGCCCCCAGUGCGGCUUCAGCACGCACGAGACGGGCUACCCGCUGUCGGUGGACGACCAGAAGAAGAAGCUCGGUCUCGUGCGCCAGAUUGCCGACGAGAUCUGGGGAGAGCCGUAAGGCGUGGGACCGGAACACGGCAGGUGUGCGCAAUUGGGGUGGUGAAAAAGGAGGACAAAGCAUGCAAAAAGUAAUUCUGAUCAAGAUUUCAAGAUUCAACAUCAAGAGCAUGUUGCAAGUAUGACCCAACCCGUCUCAUGCGCCUUACGUGUUGGUUUGCAGUACUUACAGCGAUUCUCAGCGGGGUUUCCGUGAGCUUUCGAUUGUGUUAUACGGGAAAAAGCAAAAGAACGCCUGAAUGUCGUGCUGGACUGAUAACUAACCAGCCCAGUGUGGUUUGAGACGGCUUUGCCUGUCCCCAAGGACAAGCCAAUGCAGGAGCGCCAGGAAGCGCCUGCUAGGUACAUAGCUGCAAGUCCCAUGCGUGCUCGA